Molecule: messenger RNA, 1550 nt
Organism: Monodelphis domestica (gray short-tailed opossum)
Lineage: Eukaryota; Metazoa; Chordata; Mammalia; Didelphimorphia; Didelphidae
Source: RefSeq, a predicted model, not a curated record
GUAUCCUGGAGACCAAAGCCCAGGAAUCUGACGGAACUUCAGGAAGAGGGGCUUCUUCCAGGUGAAAAUGAAGGACCCUCCUGCUCUUGUCACCUGUGCUGAACAUGUCAGGGGUUAGAGCAAACGUGACUCGUAUCUCCUUCUUUGUCCUCUUUCUUUACUGUUGGGGAAUUACAAAGUCCCAGACAGUCCUCAAUGACCCAGGCCAAAAUCAGCAUCAACAACAUUUUAUCUCUAAACAAAGACAACUAGCAAAUGAAAAAUUAUCAGAGGCUAUUGAAAAAGCAAGAAGCAUAGAAAAAUAUGCAGCUGAGUCUCCUAGCAAUGUUUGGAUUAAUAAUAUUCUAAAUACCUUGGAGAAUCACUUGGGCAAAAUUAAAGGUUCCCAAGCAGAUGUUUCUCAAAUCAAAAAGGAAGAUAUUAAUGAAUUUAUUGAACGCUUUGCAGAGGCCAAAGACCUAGAUAAAGGAGUUCCUUUAAAAAAGACUCCUUUAUCAACAACUUCAAAGUCCAACAUGUCAGUUAUGGAAUCAAUUCUUCAAAAUCUUAAUAAAUCAGAUAUUCAUUCACCUAAACCGGCUCCUUCUCUACGGGUACUUCUGAAGAAUGUUAUUGUAACCUGUCUGACGGUGACAGGCCUACUGUUUAUCAUUGUUUUAUUACUGUAUAUAUUUGCUUCACUGUGUAUGAAGAGCCGGCCAAGGGAGCCUCCAGUAAACAACACAUAUAACAUUUACAUCACUGAGGAUAUGAAGAAAAAAUCUGCCUCCAUUAAGGACAUAUUCUCAGAAAAGCGAGAAGACACUGCUAGGAUGAGACCAGACACCCCAAAUCUCCGCUACUUACAGUCUCCAGGGCAUCUUAGAGACAAUGACAGCAAAGGAAAAUUAUUCAUUCAGAAUUCUAACUUCAACAAUAGAGCAUUUUUUGCUGGGGAUUUUGGGAAGGGACAGAUAAUGCCACUGAAUGGAUUAAUAAUUCCAAGUUAUAGAAACUUAAGAAGACCCAGAGAAUUUAUUUCUUCUUCAGAAUUAAGUGACUCUGAUGCUAUCCAGAAUGUAUUCCUACCUGAAACAAAUUGCUAUCAAACGUGUGAUGUUCCAGAUCCUCAUUUGCAAACAGAAUAUAUGAAGAAAAACGAUCCUAAUAAUGCCGGUGGGUCUCAGCAAGAUCCGAACAAGCUGAGUUUACCAUCUGAGCUAAAUGAUCUAGCCAGGAAGUCUCAGUAUAAUGCUUCCCUCGACUCACUGUAUUAUGCUGAAGAGACUCAGUCUGACAUAUACCCCUCUUCAUAUACAACAGAGAACUCAGAACUGGUAGAAAAUUCGCAAGAAAAGCAGUUAACAUCACGAGGGAAUGUUAGCUCUCCUAGCUGGCCUUCCCACUCGGACUAGAACUGAACAGUCCAAGGGUUCAAAUUCUCAUUUGUCAAUGUACUGUAAGCUAGUCCUCUUUCCACCUGAAAUCAUGGUAGAGCCCCAUAGAAUUCUGGAAGUUAUACUUUACUUUUGUAAUCUAGCCCCAAAAUAAAAAUUAUUUUUCAUAUCGGG